CUCAGCUGGCUUCGUCACGCAGCGGCGUCAGUUCAGAGUCGCACAAUUAUGAAAAGGCAACCUUCCGCUGGAGCUGCAGCUAGGGCAGAUUUCACCAGCGACAACUGGACUUUCCUUCCAAGGCUAACAGAAAAGAACACCGCCGAUAGAUGGAUAACGACAUCGGAGAAGCUCUUCCUGAGUCUCAACGGUGAAAAGAAUGUCCCAGAAAUCCUGGAUAGAAAGCACUUUCACCAAGAGGGAAUGUGUCCACAUACUUCCAGUGUCGAAAGACCCCCACAGAUGCCUUCCAGGAUGUCAGAUCUGUCAGCAGUUGGUGAGAUGCUGCUGUGGUCGGCUGGUACGGCAGCAUGCUGGGUUUACAGCCAGCCUGGCCAUGAAGUAUUCAGACGUGAACUUGGGUGGGGGGGCAGAGGGUGGGGUGCAGCCGGAGUUGGAGGAGUGGGCUGUGGACAAACACACACAGGAGAGCCCUACAGACGCUUACGGCAUCGUUAACUUCCAGGGAGGGUCGCACUCUUACAGAGCCAAGUAUGUGCGUCUGUCCCAUGACAGCAGGCCAGAGAGCAUCCUGAGGCUGAUGCUGAAUGAGUGGCAGAUGGAGCUUCCUAAGAUCCUCAUCUCUGUCCACGGAGGCAUCCAGAACUUUGACCUGCACCCCCGAAUCAAACAGGUGGUGGGAAAGGGCCUGAUCAAAGCUGCUGUCACCACUGGGGCAUGGAUCCUGACAGGAGGGGUUAACACAGGUGUUGCCAAACAUGUGGGUGAUGCGUUGAAGGAACACUGUUCUAGAUCGUCGAGGAAGAUCUGUACAAUUGGAGUCGCUCCCUGGGGCGUCAUUGAGAACCGCAAUGACCUCAUCGGGAGAGACGUUGUAGCCCCAUACCAGACGUUGCUGAACCCCCUGUCCAAGCUCAACGUGUUGAACAACCUCCACUCCCACUUCCUGCUGGUGGAUGAUGGGACGGUGGGGAAGUACGGAGCUGAGGUCCAACUGCGCCGCGAGCUGGAAAAACACAUCAAACUGCAGAGGAUACACGCACGAAUUGGUCAGGGUGUUCCUGUGGUAGCGUUGAUAUUUGAGGGGGGUCCCAACGUAAUUCUGACGGUGUUGGAGUACCUUCAGGAGACUCCCCCUGUUCCUGUGGUGGUCUGUGAGGGGACUGGGCGUGCUGCUGACAUACUGGCCUAUGUCCACAAACAGACUGAGGAGGGGGGGGGUCUACCUGACGGUGUGGAGACAGAAAUCAUCGCUACGAUCAAAAAGACGUUCAACUUCAGCCACAGCGAUGCUAUGCACCUCUUCCAGACCCUUAUGGAAUGUAUGAAGAGCAAAGAACUGAUCACUGUGUUUCAUAUCGGCUCUGAGGACCACCAGGAUAUCGAUGUGGCCAUACUGAGGGCAUUACUGAAAGGCACCAAUGAGUCUGCGUUUGACCAGCUGGUUCUGACUCUGGCCUGGGACCGGGUGGACAUCGCCAAGAACCAUGUGUUUGUCUACGGACAGCAGCUACUGGUGGGUUCGUUGGAGCAGGCCAUGCUGGAUGCCUUAGUGAUGGACCGUGUGGAGUUUGUGAAGCUCCUGAUUGAGAAUGGAGUUAGCAUGCACAGGUUCCUUACCAUCACACGGCUGGAGGAGCUAUACAACACGAAACAGUCCCCUACCAAUCCCACGCUCUUCAACCUCGUAAGGGAUGUCAAACAGGGUAAUCUCCCCCCUAACUACAAGAUGACCUUAAUUGACAUUGGCCUGGUGAUAGAGUACCUGAUGGGCGGGACUUACAGGUGCAACUACACCAGGAAACGCUUCAGGAUCAUCUACAACAAUCUCCAUGGCAACAGCAGGAGGUCAGGUCGCCACUCUGCAGGGCCUGGGUCCCACCUGAGGAAGAGUCAAGAGUCGUUCAGUAUCCAGGCCGACAAGAAGGAGAAGACCAGGCACAACCACUUCAUCAAGACUGCACAGCCAUACAAACCCAAGUUGGAGUCGGCGACAGACCAGUCCAAGAAAAAAGCCAAGGAGGAGAUAGUUGACAUCGAUGACCCGGAGACACGCAGGUUCCCGUACCCGUUCAAUGAGCUGCUGAUGUGGGCCGUCCUGAUGAAUAGGCAGAAGAUGUCUCUGUUCUUCUGGCAGCAUGGGGAGGAAAGCAUGGCCAAGGCCCUGGUGGCCUGUAAACUCUGUCGCUCCAUGGGCUAUGAGGCCAAGAAGAGUGACGUGGUCGACGACACCUCCCAGGAACUCAAGGACUACUCCAAUGAAUUUGGCACCCUAGCAGUGGACCUCCUGGAGCAGUCAUUCAGACAGGAUGAAACCAUGGCGAUGAAACUGCUGACCUACGAACUGAAGAACUGGAGUAACAGCACCUGUCUGAAGCUGGCCGUGUCGUCGCGGUUACGACCCUUCGUGGCUCACACCUGUACCCAGCUGCUGCUGUCAGACAUGUGGAUGGGACGACUCAACAUGAGGAAGAACUCCUGGUACAAGGUGAUCCUCAGUAUCCUGGUGCCGCCUGCAAUCCUCCUGUUGGAGUACAAGACAAAGGCAGAGAUGUCCCACAUCCCUCAGAGUCAGGACGCCCAUCAGAUGACCAUGGAGGACAGCGAACACAACUUCCAUAACACCACCGACAACAUACAGAUGGAUGUGUUCCAGGAGGCGAAGGCGGAUGACAAUGUGGAGGUGAAGGAUGAGGCGGAGACACAGGUCCGCUCCCGAAGACUUCCUCUAACCAGGAAGUUCUACGCCUUCUACCACGCCCCCAUCGUCAAAUUCUGGUUCAACACGCUGGCGUACCUGGGUUUUCUGAUGCUUUACUCGUUUGUCGUUCUGGUCCGGAUGCCUGAGUUUCCGUCUCCUCAAGAGUGGGUGGUCAUCCUCUACAUAUUUACCUCCGCCAUCGAGAAGAUACGAGAGAUGUUUAUGUCUGAAGCUGGGAAGAUUAGCCAGAAGGUUAAAGUCUGGUUCAGUGACUAUUUUAACCUCUCAGACUUCCUGGCUAUUGUCACCUUCUUUGUGGGCUUUGGAUUGAGGAUCGGAGGAGAGGAUGUGCUUGUCCCAGGCCGUACUGUGUAUUGCUUGAAUAUCAUCUUCUGGUACGUGAGACUCCUAGAUAUUCUGGCAGUCAACCAGCAAGCAGGACCAUAUGUGAUGAUGAUCGGUAAAAUGGUGGCCAAUAUGUUUUAUAUUGUGGUGAUCAUGGCGGUGGUGUUGUUGAGUUAUGGCGUGCCGCGGAAAGCCAUCCUGUACCCAAAUGAGGAGCCCAGUUGGACGCUGCUCAAAGAUGUGGUCUUCCAGCCGUACUGGAUGAUGUACGGGGAAGUGUAUGCGUAUGAAAUUGACGUGUGUGCCAAUAAUAGUGAUACGAAUGUGAAAUCCCUGUGCUCCACUUCAGUGUGGAUCACUCCUUUCCUACAAGCAGUCUACCUCUUUGUCCAAUACAUAUUGAUAGUUAACCUUCUCAUCGCCUUCUUCAAUAAUGUGUACCUCCAAGUGAUGUCAAUCAGUAAUCUGGUAUGGAAGUACCAGAGGUAUCAUUUCGUCAUGGCCUAUCAUGAGAAGCCAGUCCUCCCUCCUCCCCUCAUCCUCCUCUCCCACCUCGUCUCUUUCUGCUCCUGCAUCUGUCACAAGAGGAAGAAGGACAGUCACUCUUACGGACCAAAGCUGUUUCUAACGGAGGAGGAUCAGAAGAAGCUCCAUGACUUUGAGGAGCAGUGUGUGGAGACGUACUUCCAUGAGAAAAACGACCAGUUCCACUCAGGGAGCGAUGAGCGCAUCCGCCUCACCUCAGACAGGGUUGAGACCAUGUGUAUCCAGCUGAAGGAGGUCGGUAACAGAGUGAACUUCAUCAAGCGUUCCCUCCACACGCUGGACUCUCAGAUCGGCCACCUUCAGGACCUGUCAGCUCUGACCGUGGACACCCUGAAGACUCUGACCGCCCAGAGGGCCUCUGAAGCCAGCAAGGUCCAUAACCAGAUCACCAGGGAGCUCAGUCUGUCCAAAAACUUUGCCCCCAGCCUGGCCCCCACCCCCCAGGACCCUACCCCCCAAUCCAAGGGGGUCAAACGUAGCGUGGGCGCCUACUUUGGUUCCUCCUUCCCCCAGGUGUCCGGGGUGGUGGUGGGGGGCAACAUGGCUGAUUCUCUGUUUGGGAGUGGGGUGGACCCAAACCCGCCACUGACGCUCAGUCCCCCAGAGAGGAGAGGAGACUGGGCUGGGCUGGGGCACCAAGCCACUACUGCUAUAGAGGCUGGAUCCUCCACGGGUGGCAGUGCCAGUCACAGUGCCUUCUCCCUCUGCCCAGCUCCGGCGCCCCCUACUGUCAGUCCUCCAGAGCUGCGGCUACGCGGCCAUUCCUUCACCCAGUGGCAGCUGACCCGUCCAGUGCAGGUGGGCAUCUCCGACUGCCCCUCCAGCCUGCCCAGCGUGCCCUCUGCUAGGGCUGCUUUCUACGUCAGCUCUACCCCCUCCCAGCCCUCUGUCUCCAGCCACCCAGAACUCAGCCUGGCUGGGCCAGACAAAGACAGAACCUCUGCUUCCACCUCUGCCUUUGCUGUAGAGUUUGGUGCGUUUGUUGGUCAUAAAGACAACCUGCACCUGGACCUGCAGCGCUCCUUCCCCAGAGACAUCUCCUCCAGACAGCUCAGCCCAGCCACGCAGCCCAGGGAACAGGGUCAUCCUGAAGGUCAAGGUAAUAUGAGGACGGUCAACUCAUAUGCUGGCUUCACUGAGUUUGACCGGAGUCCCUCCUUCCUCCAUCCAGACUCCUCUCUUACUAAGCGAGAGAGGACUGUACCACUGACUGACUGUGACUGUACCCACUGACUGACUGCUGUCAGACUGACUGAAGACAUCCUCAUCCACGAAGACCCCAGAGCUGCACUACUACUGGAGAGGGCUCAGGUCAAGACAGCUCAGGCCAGCAGUCUCAGGGCACCAGGGGAGGACUCAGCUGCAUCAUGUCUCUACAGACACGCCCACCUGGGGAGCAGGAAGGAUUCAAUUGGUUCCCCUUUCAAGCCAAUGGAAAGCUACCAAUACUCAGCUGUGGAGCGUAACAACCUGAUGAGGCUGUCUCAGAGUAUCCCCUUCACCCCAGUGCCCCCUAGAGGUGAGCCAGUAACAGUGUAUCGUCUGGAGGAGAGUUCUCCCAACACCAUCAACAACAGCAUGUCCUCCUGGGCUCACAAAGGUCUCUGUGCCAAGAUAGAGUUCCUCAGUAAGGAGGAGAUGGGAGGGGGGCUGCGACGUGCACUCAAGGUGCUGUGUACGUGGUCAGAGUAUGACAUUCUGAAGCCAGGUCACCUGUAUAUCGUUAAGUCCUUCCUACCAGAGGUGGUCCAGACCUGGCAGAGCAUCUACAAGGAGGACACUGUACUGCUGCUCUGUCUCAGGGAAAUUCAACAGCAGAGAGCUGCUCAGAAACUGACAUUUGCCUUCAACCAAAUGAGGCCCAAGACAAUCCCUUACUCUCCCAGGUUUCUGGAGGUGUUGUUGUACUGUCACUCAGCAGGCCAAUGGUUCGCUAUAGAGGAGUGUAUUACUGGAGAGUUCAGGAAGUUUAACAAUAACAAUGGGGACGAGAUUGUCCCAACGAACCUUCUGGAGGAGACCAUGCUGGCCUUCAGCCACUGGACAUACGAGUACACCCGGGGAGAGCUGUUAGUGCUGGACCUACAAGGAGUGGGGGAGAUUCUGACUGAUCCGUCUGUCAUAAAGAGUGGAGAGAAGGGGUCAUAUGACAUGAUAUUUGGUCCUGCCAACCUGGGAGACGACGCCAUCAGAAACUUCCGGGCCAAACACCACUGCAACUCUUGCUGCAGGAAACUCAAACUUCCCGAUCUGAAGCGGAACGAGUACACGCCGGACAAACUGAUGCUGCCUCAGGACGAAUCACACGACCCCGGAAGCGGGACCCGCCAUUCAAUGAGGCUCAUGCUCUGAUCCUGUAGGACACAGCCAGAGAGAAGAGGCCGGUGCUGUUAUUCUAUUGGCCAAUGCCAGAGAGGACAAAGGAAAAACUAGUGUGCACACCUCAUGGCUAGAAGGGAUCCAGUUUUUGUCAAAUUAGCAUCAGAUUUGACUUUUGGUAGCAGGUUGGGAGGACUUAAUGCAGCAGGUUAGGAGAAUUAUGUUAAUGUUUGGAAAAUAUUUAGGGUUAGCAACAAAAAAAUAUAUAUACUUUUUACAUUAAUUUGACAAAAGCUGGACAAGGUGGGUCUAGCCAUGACCCAUCUCAUCCAAUCAACUGGAGGAGCCACGCCUGUGUUUCCAUGGAGACCCAUGUAUGCAUGCAGAACUGUGUUACUUUUGUAUCUGUCCAACCAAUGCCAAUCAGCAACCAACAUGAUUAUUCAAAAAAAUGUGUAAAUGUGGAACAACUUUUUAAAGAUGUUUUUUUACUACAAGUUUAUAUGUUGAGUGUGUGUGUGUGUGUGUGUGUGUGCGUGCGUGCGUGUAUAUAUAUAUAUAAAUGGCUAUCAACAGGUACAAUAUCAUUGCAUAAAGAGACAGUACUUAUUCUGAACUAUGAAAAGUUGCCUUGUAUAAACUAAAGUGCGUUGUCUGUCUGUAGUGCAGGACUGUAAGGGUCAACCUGCUGAGAUACAAUUUAUACAGAAUGUCACCAGAUACUUUUUUAUAAAUGUAAAAUACAUGUAUUAUUAUGGAAUUAGUGGUUCAUAUUUAAUAAGAAGACACAUGAAUUUGAAAAUCUUGUAAAAUAUGGGCAGAUUGCAAUGCAACUUUUACAGUACAUAUAUGUACUAAUUGUGUUGAACUCUUCUGAAAUGUGUCCACUGAUUAUUUCUGAUAGUUUUUAAGUGUUACAAUGCUGGUACUAUUAUUAUUUCUUUGUCAUCACGCAAAUACCAAUCUAGUGUAUCUUAUAGAUACUUAUAUCUGCUACUGAGCAGAAGCAGAUGCUGUUUUAUACAGGGGCGUGUAAGGGUCUAUUACUCUAUACAUGUUCUACUGUAUAACAUUUUAAACUAAUAAAAUGACACAUGUCCCAUUCCUUGUACAGUAUGAUGCUGAUACUGUCUGGUGGGGAUGAGGCCCCCACAUUCUUCAGUAAGACUGCAGCUGCUGGCAGACAGACGCCCACAGAGAGAAACACUCUCACACACACCUGUUGAUGAGCCUGCUGAUAAAGAACCCAGUAGCCAACAGUUAUUCAUCAGUUACUCGUCUGUAACCCGACACCUUUACCCAACAGUUAGGUCUGGAUGGGAACUCUGCAUAUUUCAUCCUUUUCACAAACCUCAUCUCCACCUACAUCUUUAGCAGUUUGGGAACAUCGAUCAACAGUGAUGAAACUCUUCUUGGUGUUGUCACAAAGAAAGUCCAAUGGAAAUCAACAUUGUGUAAAAUAAGAGUAUUGUAAUGAAACAGCAGGGAGCAGGCCUUGACCCCUCGACCUUCUAGCCCGAGGUCCGGCGCGCUAUCGACUGUAAAGCAUGCUCGUGCGGCAGAGUCGAUUUCCGCGCUUAUAAACCCAGGGUCGUUACAGUAUGGACAGUAAUAUGUCCAUUUUACAUCCUCAGAGCUGUCAAAUCCACCAGUGGCUCCUGGCAUUAUACCUGAACUGGACAUUGCCUUGGCUGCACGGAGUUAAGGUCCAACACUGGAAUCUCGAUUAGGAUACAACUCUUAUUUUCAUUUAAUGAUUUUUACAUUUGAACGUAGUUCUUUCUAUACAGCCUACAUUUUCGCGCUCUGAACUUCUAAAGCGAAUGGGGGCAGGUGUGGCUUCAUGAAGAUGCCAGAGCAGCUGCUCGCCGAUAUAACAGCUCCAAACGCAGUUUCACCACCAAGUCAUCCACUAUGCAGUUGUCUGCUAUCGCUGGUUAAUCCUCUGAUUGAAUCUCGGCCGCAGUAGUAGUAAUAAAUUAGCAGUAGUAGUUAUUAGUGAUAGUAGGCUUCCAUAUGUUUGUUGUUUUUAUGUCUUUUGAAUUUGUAGUUCGCAAAUUUCUGUGAAAAUAGACAAAAUGCUUUUUGAUCUUCGGCCAAUAGAGAGAGCAGAGUACAGUAUAUUGAAAGUCUGUUGGUCGAAUAGUAGAUUAUUUUAACCACUUCCUGUCGAGGCUUGAUAAACCAGUCUACUUGUUACCUGGAAGGGCGUGGUUAUAUGGGUGGCAGUGAAUCUGCCGUUUACUCACCUUGUUCGUAACAGUGCUCACCUGCUCUCACUUUGUCUCUUUCCCAUUGCUCUCACACACAAAAACACGUCCCAGAGAGGAGAAACUACCAAGAGAGAAGAAUCAUGUCUGUGGAAGUCCACAUAGAAUAUUGUAGUGGAUGAGGGUACGAGUCUCGCUAUCAGGACCUUGCAUCUGCCAUCAAGCGGAACGUUCCUGAUGUGACGGUGACGGGAACCACGGGGCGGCGCUCCAGUUUCGAGGUAACAGUGAAUGGUAAACUGGCCUACUCUAAACUGGAGGCAGGAGGAUUCCCAGACACCAAGGAGAUGGUGGCGAUGGUGAAGGAGGUGAGUCGUGGAGGAAAGGUCGAGAAAGUGAAGAAGAAGGAUAAUAAGUGUUUUCUCCAAUAGAUGAGUGGUUAUUGAGAGGAGAGUGUUUUUUUAAGAUCCUGGGUCCUGAUCUGAUUCUAUUAAUGAUUGUUCACAAUGAAACUAGGGAUGUGAACAUGAUGAAGUCUACAGUCAUUUCAACUCUGUGAUCUGAGGGAAAUACUCUCAUCCUGUGUCUCUGUGUUAUACUGUCAUGUCUUAUGUUAUUCCUUGUCUGUUUUUCUUUCCUUAUACAGACCAAGAUAUGACUAGCAUUUAGUUUUACAUUCUAGAAAUAUUGUACUCGAUGAAGACCUCUGCAGUUGUAUAGGCUGUACGUGUAUUUUUAAAUAAAUUCUAGGAAUCAAUUAGUAUUGAGUUUGUGUGUUGGGAGGGUGCUGUUGGACAUUUACAAUAAUGCUGUUGGACAUGUACAAUAAUGCUGUUGGACAUUUA
Molecule: messenger RNA, 8966 nt
Organism: Oncorhynchus masou masou (cherry salmon)
Lineage: Eukaryota; Metazoa; Chordata; Actinopteri; Salmoniformes; Salmonidae
Gene: trpm7
Product: transient receptor potential cation channel, subfamily M, member 7
Biological process (GO): monoatomic cation homeostasis; monoatomic cation transmembrane transport; protein phosphorylation
Cellular component (GO): plasma membrane
Molecular function (GO): ATP binding; calcium channel activity; protein serine/threonine kinase activity
Source: RefSeq, a predicted model, not a curated record